Messenger RNA from Anoplopoma fimbria (sablefish), 2088 nucleotides. RefSeq names its product kaptin (actin binding protein) (gene kptn). The record is from RefSeq and is a predicted model, not a curated record. Gene Ontology annotation, molecular function: actin filament binding. Lineage: Eukaryota; Metazoa; Chordata; Actinopteri; Perciformes; Anoplopomatidae. Gene Ontology annotation, biological process: cellular response to amino acid starvation; actin filament organization; negative regulation of TORC1 signaling. Gene Ontology annotation, cellular component: actin cytoskeleton; lamellipodium; KICSTOR complex. The coding region runs from base 255 to 1583 and encodes 442 amino acids. The transcript has 12 exons.
UUUGCUUCAUGACAACCUGAAGAAUCAUCAAGAAAUAUUACCGAGCUGUUGUUAAAACAAAAUAUACGUAGUAAUAAGUGAUGAACGAGCGUUACAUUAAAUCAACACUCUUGUCUUCAGUGUUAGCUAGCCUAUAUUUUCAUUCAUUUCAUUUAAAUUGAACUUAGAUGGGGUCCAGCAGCCACAAAAAAACCCACCAACAGUCUUAAUUCUUGUCAUUUCUGAUACAUAUAAAUAGAGUUUCAUCCUGCAGAAUGCUUCGAGAGUCGUAUCCCUUCGCGGAGGACAGUUUCAGCCGCUUCCCGUCGCAGAGCAACAUUUACGGGCUGUGUCAGGCCGGGGAGCAGGAGCUGUUAGCAGCCACUCUCAAAGGGAAGGUGGUGUGUUUCAGAUACCAGGAGCUGCAGCAGAAGAUCCGACCUGUGGCCAAGGAGGUGCAGUUCACCUACAUCCCAGUUGAUGCAGAGAUUGUGUCAAUAGACGCCUUCAACAAAUCUCCACCCAAAAGAGGCCUGGUGGUGGGCAUCACAUUCGUGAAGGACUCUGGUGACAAAGCCACGCCGUUCCUCAAUAUCUACUGUGACUAUGAGCCGGGAUCAGAGUUCAACCUGGAGUCCAUCGCACAGAGCUGCCUGAAUCUGGAGUUGCAGUUUACGCCCUUCCAUCUCUACCACACAGAAGUGCAGUGUGAUGACGGAGGCAGAGAGACGGUGUUUCUGCUCAGCGGUCACGACCAGAGGAUCCACCUGUACAAGGAGAAUGCCUCCCUCCACCAGUUUGAGGAGCAGCCAGUGGAGAGACUCUUCCCUGAACUACAACAACUACCCAGCAAUGUGCUAUGGCUGGACAUGUUGAGUAUCACCGAUGGACGGCGACUCUCAGCGUUUGGCUGUCAGAAUGGCUGCGUUGGACUGGCUCUGGUCAACCACACAGGACCAGAGGUUUUGCAGAGCUGGCGCUUCCAGUUUGACAGUCCGAUCUCUUCAGUGCUGCUGUUCCCUCUGAGCUACCAAACUGAGCCCGACCAGCCCAGCGGAGAGAAAAGUGUGGAAAUGGAAGGCUACAAUCUUCUGGUAACCAGUACCAUAGAAAUGGCAGUUGUCUACAGAGAUGUCCAGGUGCGAGGCUUGUCUCACUCGGUGUGCCUCUCUGAGAGCGACCAGUGGGACGCAGUGCUCUGCGCUCUGGUCAUUGACCUGGAUUUUGACGGGCAGAAGGAGGUGCUGCUGGGAACAUAUGGGCAGGAACUUCUUUGUUACAAAUUUCAGCCGGCAGGGAGAGGACGAGACGGACAGUUUCAGCUGCAGUGGAGGCGGAGCUUCAAGAGUCCUCUGCUGUCCAUCAUCUACCUAGACUUGACGGGGGACGGUCUGAGAGAGCUGGCUGUCCUCACGCUGAAGGGUCUGCAUAUCUUACAGCACUCCCUCACCAGCACCGCUGACCUGGUCCUCAAGCGGCUCGCCCUCAGGGUGUCAGCGCUCACAGCUGGCUCCGAGCCAGAGUCAUCCAAAGGGCAGGACGCCGAGGAGAAAGACGCUCCUGCUGAUAAAGAGGAGUGUGCAGCUCAGACACAAUCGACUUAAGAAGAACAGCGUGUUCCCCACGUGUGACUCCUGAUGGAUCAGACUGAAGUGUUUUUUCUGCAUUUACAGGUUGAACAGGGAGGAUUUUCUCAGUAUUCCUCAACAGUUCCAUUCAUAGACACUAACAUCACCUCAGCCACCCAAAGACAGUAACACUCUGCCCUGUGGUCAAACAUGAUGAUGUGCUGUAGAUAGUGUUUAGUCCUUUGCAGAUAAAUCACAUCUGGAAGUGUACACUAUCACUGUUCUUGUUGUUUGUCGGGAUAUUUAUCGCCUGUUGUUACUGUGCACUUCCAUUAAUGUUACUUUUUAACAAGUCAACACUGAUACCAAUGGAGUGAGAUUAUUUUACUCCUUUUAGUGCAAACUUCCAUUUUUAGUUCAUCUAAUGGGUCUCGGGACAGCAACAAUUGUAACUAGAGAAUAUCAAUUAAACAAGUGGAGAUUUUUUUUUUAUAUAUUUCUUUAAUAUCUAUAUUCAAAAUACAUAAUUGAUAUAAUGACA